Messenger RNA from Schistocerca americana (American grasshopper), 2200 nucleotides. RefSeq names its product sodium channel and clathrin linker 1-like. Gene Ontology annotation, cellular component: centriole. The transcript is spliced from 11 exons. The record is from RefSeq and is a predicted model, not a curated record. NCBI's taxonomy places the organism in Eukaryota, Metazoa, Arthropoda, Insecta, Orthoptera, Acrididae. The coding region runs from base 431 to 2071 and encodes 546 amino acids. Gene Ontology annotation, biological process: cilium assembly; clustering of voltage-gated sodium channels.
UUUCUAGGCGGGCGGGUCGUAAGAAUUGCGCUGAGUUUGCGCCGCAAAUGUCAGUUCUAUUUCGAAAUACAAAAAGAAAUAUUUUUUUGACAGGUGGUUGAGCGGUCUGCUUAAGACCAAGACGACCAAUCGCUACCAUUACCAAAUUGAUAUGAGUUGUUACCGUCAUGAAAACAGGUCUUGUCAUCCCAUAUCGUUACCAUGGCAACACGAAGUAACUGUUGCGUCUCAAAACACGUAAAUUAAAUGAAACAGUAGUGUGGUGAAGUACUUUGGGACAUGCGACAAUGCCCUGUGCUGUUUGGGUGAUGUGUGAUAUUGAGCGCGAUUGUAAUGUGGUUGAUUUGUGAAAUUAGAGCUGAACUUUGGAAUAAACCAAUGAGUUGUCGAUAUCAACCCGUGCCCAGCUGUGGACUGUUGCUAACGAAAAAUGAGUAUUUUAACAAAGUAUGACAAAGAUAACAUUAAAUCUAAAAAUUCAGUGGAAAUAACGGAUGAAGUGAAUGUGAAAGAUGAAUAUUAUAAAGAAUAUCUCGAACUGCAGCUGCAAGUGGCUGUGUGUAAGAGAGAACAUGCACAGUUGAAGAAUGAACUUAAGAAAGUUCUUCAUGAAAAUGAUGUACUGUCUGAAAAGCUGAAAGUGAACCUGGAUUCAAAAGUAUGUUCCAGAGACCACAAGAAUUCAGAUCUUGUGUCAAAUCUGGAGAAGCAGCUCCAGGCUGCACUUCAGGAGAAGGAAGUAGCUGUUGAUAUGUGGCAAGUAUCUGUUAAAGAAGUUGAUAUUUUAGAGAAGGAGUUAAAGCUUUAUCAAAACAGUACACAUGUGGAAACAGCCUACAGGGAGCUUAAUAAGACAAAGGAAGAAUACUCUGUUGCUCUGAAAUUCUUAGAAGCAAAAUUGGUGGAAGUUAGUAGGGAUGAAAGCAAAGAAAGGCUUAGAAAUAAAAUCCUUGAAAAAGAUUUAAUAGAAGUUAAAAAUCAAAAGGAGGCUCUAUCAAAAGAAGUACAAGAAAAUAAUUUACUGCUGAAAGAAGUUUUAGAAAGAGAGUGUAAACUUAUGGAAAAACUGCACUGUUCAGGAAACAAAGAGAUGGAGCUUAUUCAUAAAACUGAAACAUUGAAUGCCACAUGUAAAGAUUUGGAAGCUGCUCUGAUGACUUGCCAUAAAAAUAUGGAAGAUCUUAUAACUCGUGAGUCAGAGGCUCAAGAGAAAGUGAGAGAAGCUAUCACUCUCGUUGAAGCAGCUAUUGCAGAAAAAGAUUCUGCCUUAAUGAGGGAAAUGCAAAUAAAUCAAGAGAAUGUUCAGCUCCAGAAAGCUCUGCAAAAUGUAUCUGAAGAAGUUAACAAGAAUGUGAAGAAGGAAACUGACUUAGUGAAAAAGCACUGUAAUUCUAAAAUGGAAAUUUUUCUUCGCGAUAUGCGAAACCUUGAAAUGAAUCUUAAAGAACAAAGUGAGAAACUUGAAAAGGCUCAGGAGGAAUGCAAGAAGCUUGAAGAAGAACUGAGAAAAGUACACACAGAAAAAAUGAUAUUUGCAGUAAAUAGCAACAAACACACAGAAGAAAAUCUCAAAGCUCUAUAUCAACAACUACAUAAAGCAGAGAAAGAUAAGCUGCAGAUUUCCAAAGAAAAGGAUGAGCUCCUUACAAGAAUUCAGCACAUCCAAGAGAGGCACACAUUGGAGAUACAGGAACAAAUGCAACAGUAUUUAAGCUUAGAACAGCAUGUUGCAGAACUAACUGUAGCAUUAUUAAAAGCACAGUCUGGCGAGAACAAAACAGCUCUUCAUAGCAUUAAGGAAGGCAGUUUAUUAACUAGUUUACAGGAACUAAAGAAAAAAGAAUUGGUGGCAACUAGUGAACUUCAGCAUCACCUCAAUGCACAAAUAUCUUUAAAAAACAAGUGGGAGAACACAGUAUUAAGCCUCACCGAGAAAUUUGAAUCUCGAAUAAAGAAUCUGCAACGGCAAAGAAAUGAACUGAAGAUUCGAAAUAGAUUUUUAGAAAAAGAAUUGCAGAGAACAUCACGAGAGAUGGCUUUUGACCAUACUCGGUUAGACAAUAGUACCUAAUGUUCUUGUGUUGUAAGUGCAUUAGUCUUUUAUUCUUCCUUAUUUUCUCUUUUGACACAUAAUCUAAUGAAAAUAAUGCAGGGAUAUGCUAUUCUAGUGAUUUUCUAAUAAUUGCAUUGUAAUUUAUGU